AUGAAUAUAAAAUUUGUUAAUUUGAAUAUAAUAGAUUCAACUAUUUUUGAAGUUAUUCCUUUUGCAAGAGAAUCUGAAUUUAUUAUUAGCAAAUUUAUUUUUGAAAAUUGCACAUUUACAAAUACAACAAUAUUCAAAUUUAAGAAUAACAUUAAGGUUACAAUUUUGGAUCUAAUUGUAGUUAAUUGUAAGUUUUUAAACUCAUAAUUUGCCUUUUUUUAAUUUGAUUUGACUCUUUAAUCAAAUGUUAAUAUUCAAUUCUUAAUUAUCAAAAAUUCAGAUUUUCAAUAAUCAUACAUCAUUAAAAAUGCUGACUCUCUAAAAUUAAACAAUGUUUCAUUGCUUUAAAACACUUUUUUGUUCACAUAAAUAAUAGAAUUUAGGAAUAGUUUAAUAAUUCACGAUAUCUUGAUUUAAGGCAACACUUUAGUAUAAUCAUAAAUAAUAAUCAAAAUUUCAACAACAUAAGUUGAAAGUAGUGUAAUCAUAGAUUAAUUAGUCUUCGAAGAAAAUUAUAAUACUAACUCAUCAAUUUUUAUAACUGAUUUUUCAGUAUAGAAUGGACUAGAUAUUUAUUUAAUGAAUUUGCACCUCAAUCAGAAUUAGUAAAUAUAAGAGGAGAGCUUCUCUACUUAUCUUUUUGAUAUUAAUUGUCUAAAUUUAAGUAUACAUAACUUUUUGACAAGGAAUUCAGAUUAUUUCAAUUAUUUUAAUUUAAUAGCUAUUACUAAUAUCAAAGUUUAUAAUAUCAUUUUUCAACGCCCAUAACUCAAAACAAAAGUACCAUUAUAUUUGGAUUGCAUCGAAUCUAUGAACUUGAAUUCGUAGUUGUUUUAUGUUUAAGGAUUUAAUUACUUAGAACUUGUAAGUAUAACAAUUAUGAAUUAUAAAAGUAUUGAUUAGUCCUUUAUUUCAAUAUUUUCAAAUAUAUUGAAAACAAUGAAGGACAACGAAAUCAUAAGCAUAUCGGAUUUAAAAUUUAUUGGAAAUACUUUGUUAAAAAUCAAUUUAAGGAGUAUAUUUUCAUUAAUGUCAAUAUAUUCUGAAAAAAGCUAAUAAAUAACAAUUAACAACAUUUAAUUUGAAGAGAAUAUAUAUCACCAAUAUAUUGAUGAUUCAUCUCAAAAUACAGCAAGUCUGCUAUUUAUAAAUUCAUAAUAAAGUUCUGUAAUUGUGUCUAAUCUAUCUUGCUAGUUAAAUGUUUUAACAAAUUCGACUAGUUCUUAUAUUUUGAUAAAAAGUAAAAUGAUUAGCUUAUCAAAAUUUACAAUCCAAAAUCAUAACAUACUAAAUACAAAAAUUCUAUUCUCACUUUUUGAUUUUGAACUUAAGAAUGCCUUAAAUUAAAACCAGAUUAAUUAAAUAUUAUAGAGGAUAUUAAGGAUUCAAAAUAAAGAAGGAGUCCUAUAUCUUACUGCUGAAUAUUGUUCUAUCUCAACUGGCACUUUAUAAAAUAUACUAUCUUUAAAUAGUUAAUUAUUCAAUAUUCAUACUCUAGGAAUAGGAAUAAUUAAAAUAGACAACAUAAAUAUCAUAUCAAUUGAAAGUUUAGAUUUGUAGAAUAGUGAAAGUGAUGGAUGCUUUGCUAUUUCAUCAUAAAACAGCUUAUUACAAUUAGAAUUAUUAAAUAUAUAUUUAAUGGAUGUUUAAAAUACAUUUGCGUCUCCCAUUAUUUUUAUCUAACCAUCCAAAAAUAAAAAUUCUAUUUCAAUUAGAAAUAUUACUGCAACUAAUUGUUUCUCUCUCAUGAACCUCCUGCUUAAAACAGAAUUUCCUUCAAUGAAUUUAAAAAAUAAUAAAGUUUUAAUAGAAAAUGUCAAAAUCACCCAAAAUAAAUUAGAUUUAUUUUAAUAUCUUUAGAAAUUUAACUCGCUAUCCUCAAUUGAUAUGUAAAGAGUCUUAAACGAUAAUGGGGUUAUUAUUGUGUAUGGUUGCAUUUUGACUGUUAGGAAAUUUGUAUUUGAAGGUGUUUUGUAGUCCUCAAUUUUAAGGGUAGGAGAUGCUUUUAGAGUAAAUAUCGAAAAAAUACAUCUAAACUAAAUAUCCAUGGUUCUCAAAGGAAAUUUGAUACAUAUUGUGCAGAGUUCCUACACCGAAUGUGUUGUUCGGAUGCAAGAUGUGGUUUUCUCCAAUAUUACUAUAAUCGAAUCAUUUGAAUUUAAAAAUUUAUCAAGCAGUUAAAAUAUAAUAGAGUUAGUUGAUUCAAAGUGUGGUCUAAUAAAUGAUAUUCGGAUCUCAAUUUUCUAUGGUUCUGAUAUUGGAUUUGAAUAAUUUUUUGACUAAUUAAUAUCGGAAUCAAAUUAACAAGGGUCCUUAAUUUAUUUUCAAAGUCAAUCUAACCCCAUUAAAAUUGUUUUAAGUUCAAUUUCAGCAACAUAUGUCAGAGCUUCAUCAAUUUUUAAUGCAAUUCUGUAUUUUGAUCUGUCUAGUCUUUCAUCUAUUGAUAUAAGAGAUUUUAAUUGUUUUUGGAAUAAUUUAAAUAGAUAUGGAUGCAUUUUUGCCCAAUCAAAUGACAAAUAAAACUCAAAUAUUAGAUUAGAAAACUCUAUAUUUUAUUCGAAUAAAGGUGGCUUUGGAACAGGAAUAUACACUAAAAAUGGGAGAGUAGUAGUGCACAAUUCAAAGAUCAUGAAAAAUUAAGCUGAAGUUUAAGGAGGUGGGCUCAAUCUAUAAUUAAAGAAAAAUGAAUUUCUAAUCAAAAACACCUUCAUUUAGGAGAACCAAGCAAAUGAAGCAGGAGGAAUAUAUCUUAAUGGAGAUAUGAAUUUAAAUAAUUAGAAUUUUAUCAAUUCAAUUCUAUUGUUUAACAAAGCAAAAAUUAUCACCUUAGAACUUAUAGGAAAAAUGUUUUCAAUUUAAAAGGUUUAUGAAAAGAUCUUAAUUAAUUUUCUAAACAUAGAUCCAUAUUAUAUAAUUGAACAAGGGAAAAUAAUUUAAGCCAAGGUUUUGGUUCUUCCAAGCAAUUAAGUCAUUAAGAAGUACCUCCUUUUCAAUCCAAAUAAUUAGAAAUUUCAGAAGUAUAUUUAUGAAUUUUCUGUCAUUUUUAAGAAUAGCUUAAAUGAGCAAGUUAUUAGUUUCACAAAUUCAACUUGUGUGAUAAAAGAAUAGAUCUUAUCUGAAGAUAGACUUGAAUUAUCCAAGAAUCCAUAAAUGACAUCAUUUAAGACUACUUAUGGAAACUUUGAUCUUUCAGAACUAUAAUUUUCAUUUGAUCCGUACAUGGAAAAUAAUAAAUAACAACAAAUCUUAAUCAUCUGUUAACCAAAUAAUACGUUUGCCGAAUUAUAUUAUAAUAUUAAGAUAGCAACUCUCAAGUGUUAACUAGGAGAAUUUUAUAUGUCCAACAGUUGUCAACCUUGCUAAUCAAACUAAGGGUAUUAUUCUGUUACAUACAACACAACGAAAUGUUCUAUUUUCGAUAAAAAUAAAUUCGAAAAUAUUACUUCUAAUUAAAUUAAUCUAAAAGUUGGCUAUUGGAGACCAAAUCAAUUCUCAGACAAUAUUGAAAGUUGUUUUAAGUAUCCAAAUAUUUGUAGAGGAGGAUGGUUUGUCGGAGAUUAGCUGUGUCUCUCUGGCUACCUUGGAGGCCUAUGCGAGGAAUGUGAUAAGUAUAAUAUUAGAGGACAUGGAUAUUAUUUUAUCAAUUAAUAUAGUAUGCUUUGCUAUUAAUGUGAUUAACCAUCUAACAGGAUAUUGCUAUUUAUUGUGGCAUCUAUCUGGUAGCUUGCUUCAACACUUCUUACACUUAGUAGCAUUGAAAAAUCUAAUAAGUAAUUUAUACUCUGCAAAUUAAGAUAAAAAUUUUCUAAUAUUAUUUUCAAACUUAAUUUAGAUCACGGGAGUAUUAUCAUAAAAUUAUUUCUUAAUUACUUAUGGAUAUUUUCUGCUAUUUUUUCAUUUAAUAUUAGCUUUACAUUCUCAUUUAACUUUAUUGAUUAGACAAGCAAUCCAUCAUAUUUCAUGGCUAAUAAUCUAGAUUGUUUCCUAUCAAAAAUGAAUGAUAUCUAAUUGAUUUACCUUAGGAUUAUUACAAUGUUUAUAUUAAUGCUGUGCAUACUACUAUUUAUCUAUAUAGGAUUUAUGAUUAUAGAACUAAUUUAUAAAAAAUAAUUUGAUGCCAGUAUUCUAUCAAUAACUGCCCUGUAUUUAUACGUUUCGAAUUAUGCUUCAUUGAUUAAACAAUUUUUUUCAUUAUUGGCCAAAAGAUAAAUAUCAGAUAUUAAUUACAUCCAAGGCGAUGUAUCACUUAUUUUUGGCACACCAAACCAUAUUAAAUGGAUUCUAAGUUUCGUUAUUCCAGGUUUGGGAUUAAUAGGAUGGCUUUUACCAUUUACACUCUUAAUUUUAUUGUACGUGAAAAGACAUUAAAUAGAGUCUGUUAAAUUUAGAAAGCACUUUUGCUAUUUGUUUAAUGAAUAUAAUAAAGAAAACUUUUUUUGGGAAUGGGUUAAAUUAGCUUAAAAAACAUUUGUUAUCGUCAUACUGACUUAUUUUGAGACAAAUAUUUAUUUAAAAGCUUCACUUUUAGGAUUAUGCUUAUUACUUUAUUAGUAAUAUGCACUGGAACAGCAACCCUACAUUAUCUUUCCUUUUAAUAAAUUAGAUGUAAAAACUGGUUAAAUCUGUUCUAUUUCAAUAUUUUUGGCUGUAAUUAAAUAUAUUUGCGAAUAGCAAGAUAAUUAUACAACUUCCUUUAUUAUUUAGAUGAUGUUAGUAUUUCUUUGCAUUAGAUUAAGCUUUCCAUUUUUCAAAAGUUUAAUAACAUUAUAUCAUAAAAAGUAUAAAAAAUAGAUUUUGUUGCAAUUAUUGAAUCUUACUAAAAUUUUAAGAUGCACAUCUUGUAUAGAUAGAUAUCUAAGGAAUAAAUUGAUUUUAUGGAACUAAAAGGAAUAAAGAAUAAAAUCUAUAUUUUAUAAAUUAAGACACCAUCUUAUUUAUAUAUCAAAACUACAAUUAGAAUAAUAAAAGUAAAAUUAAAAAUCAAAUAGAUCGCUAACGAGUUUUAUUCCACCAGAAUCCCUACCAAGAUAUAAAUAAUUAAAAGCCUGUAUCUCAUCAUCUUAACUUUGA
Messenger RNA from Paramecium tetraurelia, 5070 nucleotides. RefSeq lists its product as uncharacterized. The transcript is spliced from 5 exons. Lineage: Eukaryota; Ciliophora; Oligohymenophorea; Peniculida; Parameciidae. The record is from RefSeq and is a predicted model, not a curated record.